GCGACAACCAAUCAAAGUACGAAGAGUGGGUCACGAGAAUAAAGAUUAGUUUUCGUCUUUCGAGGGAUUACAUCAUUUCUGGUUUGAAGAUUGAAUUGAGGUUGGAAACAAACAGAAGCAAUGGCUGCAGCAGACAACAACAAACACAAUAUGAACGAUGGAAAUAGAGAUGAGUCCCUAGAGAGUGAAGGUAACAACGAGGGGCUCCUCGCUGUAGGGAGUCAUGCACAGAAUAAAUCUGACGACGACUCCAACUUGGAGGAAAACUUGGCUAGGACAGCACAUAGGAAUGAGCUUUCAGAACAAUCACCUAAAGAAAAUGAAUUGCGUUGUUGUAGUUGUGAAGGGCAACCUAAUUUGACGCCCAACGCUGCACCUGAAAUGGUCUGUCGGCUAUGUGGUAAAGCGAUAGUUCGGAACCGCACUCAGCAAGGAAAAUUCAACAGAUCGCACGUAAAUCCGACCAGAACGGAAGAAACAUUAUUAAGCGUUGUCCCUCAGUCGUACAGUGGACAUUUGCCUUCGCUCCCCAGUGUGUCCCUAGAAGAUGAGGCGUGCAGCACCUCGACGCAAGCAGCAUCCUUAACAACAGUUUCAUCUGGAUCUCAGCGAGAUAAAAUCCCUGUAAUAAAUCUGUGUCACCAUUCGGUUCAGCAUCCAUCGGCUGGAUUAACAGUGGUGCUCUUCCUAUUCGAAAGAACCCACCACGAGAGGAAAGAGAAGUUGUUUAUACUUUAUAUGAUCCCUAAGAAAGAUUGGCAGGUGUAUGACACAAUUCGCCAGAGUUACGUAGAUGAGGGGACCAGGCAAGCUUACUCAACAAGACAAAUUUCAUUUUGCGUAAACAAUGGAAGAAGCCAAGAUUUUCACACUGUAUUUGUUCGCGAGCAAAUCAGAAUUUCGUUUCAAAUUGAGGAUCACCAGCGAGAAACCUUUGUCACUCCUGUGGAUGCAAGAGGCCGAGACUUUGUUUUCAGAGUUGCCAACAUUGAAUGUGAAAGCAACAAUCGAGUGGUACCAGGUGCCAAGUCCCAUUUCCGAGUCCAGUAUGUUGGUGACUCCGAAGACCCUUGUCAACAACAAGGAAAAAUCACCUUAGCCAUCGAUGCAGAGACACAGUGCUCCCUGUACUUUUCCAUCGCUUUUUGGGUAAACCUAUGGCUGGUGAAUGGAAACUAAAGCUUUGGUUGAAGUUAGCAUUGUCACUCUUGAUACUCUUGGUAGUCACCAAAAGCAUAAAGUGUUACAGUGCCAAUUCUUACUUUCCGUCUGUUUAAAAUGUUAUCACGUAGAAUAAGUUUACCAGUCAUGAGUUCAUAAGCAAAGCAGUGAUCGGAAAUAUGCUUUCUGGCAAUGGGAAUGUUCUGCCCAGAGGUUUGAAACCUUACUUUGUUAACACAGUGCCUUGAACAUAUAGGAUAUCUUUUUCGCACACCUUUCUUGGGGCUAGUUACCUAAACCUUUCCCAUAGAACCAAUAAAUCGCUUUGCCAUGCCGUAAAAACAAAACACAUGAUAGGAGAAACACUAUCAAAGCAUAAAUCGUACAUUAACUUAUCCCUUAGACUUGAUUUUAAGAGCUGGGUCAGUUGAGGCUAACCCCUGUGAUCCUUGAGUGAUAUGAUAUCUAUUCCCAUUUCCUGUGGUAUGAAGCAACUAGCAAUUUCUCUACUCCUCCUGGAUCGGAUGUUAGUUCAUUACAGGCUACCCCUAGCAUUUUUUCUUAGUUUCUCUGACACCUCGGUGGUACUCAUUUAUUCUUCUAGGCGGAGAGGAAUUCAUCGACCUAGCCAGAAUUUGAAAGUGUACCUCCCAGUCCAGGGUUUAGCCCAAGUAUCGUCGGUCACCCCAUUCUCCACCUAUUGUUUUCAAACCUAGAUGGAUUUUUUAUCAACCAUUUUCCAUGGAGUAAAGAUAGCAUGACCUGGCUGUACACAAGAUCCCUCACGAUAAGCCGAGUGGUCAAGUCUUGGUUGGGUCUUUGUGUUGUGUUAUUGGGAUAGAAAUACACUGCACUUUCGCAUUUCCUCUCCUCGCCCACGACAAUAAAAAGGUGCUGGUAACUUUUUAAGAAACUUAAAAAAAUGUCAAGGGUAACUAUGCAAUAAAGUAAAAAGCACCCAAGGAGAGUUUUAAUACUCAUAUAGACAUCUCAUGCAACUUGAACCAGGACAAGUUCUCGCAGAACAGGUUUUUACAGUAUUAUACCCCGGGAAAUGCUUUAGUCAGCACUAAACUACCAAGCAUUGAACGUUACAAUGAAAAUAUUUGUAAGAAGACCUUUAAUUCUAUUUUAAAUGAUAAGAGUAACCGGUUAAGAAAUCUUUUACCCUCAGCCCAUAAGUCGUCUUACCAUCUAAGACGAUGCAGGCGUUUUGAAACACCAAGGUGGAAAACAAAUAGGUUCAGGGACACAUUUUUAAUGAAAUCUUGUAUUGAGCAUGAUAUUAUAUAAAUAUAGCUUU
Molecule: messenger RNA, 2464 nt
Organism: Stylophora pistillata
Lineage: Eukaryota; Metazoa; Cnidaria; Anthozoa; Scleractinia; Pocilloporidae
Source: RefSeq, a predicted model, not a curated record